AUGUAUCCCUGGAGAGCCAUGUACAAGUGGAAAUAUGCUACACCAAAAAGUCGGAUUGAAAGGAAAAAUAAAGAGAAGGUUCCUGCUACUAUAUCAAAGCCAGUUGGUAGUGAUAAGAAUGGAGGAACCCAUGUGGUAAAGAUUCACAAAAUGCCUCGAUAUUACCCUACUGAGGAUGUGCCUAGAAAGCUGCUAAGUCACGGCAAGAAGCCCUUCAGCCAGCAUGUGAGGAGAUUUCGAGCUAACUUCAAGUCAGGCACUGUUUUGAUCAUGCUCACUGGCCACCACAGGGGCAAGAGAGAGGUUUUCCUGAAGCAGCUGACUAGUGGCUUGCUACUGGUGACUGGACCUCUGAAUAUCAACCAUGUUCCUCUGAGAGGGACCCAUCAGAAAUUUGUCAUUGCCACCUCUACCAGGUUUAACCUUUUAGGUAUAAAAUUCCAAAUCAUCUUACUGAUGCUUACUUCAAAAAGAGGCUCCGUAAACCUAGCCACCAUGAAGGAGAGAUUUUUGACACAGAAAAAGAGAAUAUUAGAUUACAGAGCAGUGCAAAUGUGA
Messenger RNA from Trichosurus vulpecula (common brushtail), 558 nucleotides. RefSeq names its product 60S ribosomal protein L6-like. Gene Ontology annotation, cellular component: ribosome; cytosolic large ribosomal subunit. Gene Ontology annotation, molecular function: RNA binding; structural constituent of ribosome. Bases 1 to 558 code for a protein of 185 amino acids. The transcript has a single exon. Gene Ontology annotation, biological process: ribosomal large subunit assembly; cytoplasmic translation. NCBI's taxonomy places the organism in Eukaryota, Metazoa, Chordata, Mammalia, Diprotodontia, Phalangeridae. The record is from RefSeq and is a predicted model, not a curated record.